Messenger RNA from Synchiropus splendidus (mandarinfish), 5360 nucleotides. It is a transcript of the gene pms2, whose product is annotated as PMS1 homolog 2, mismatch repair system component. Gene Ontology annotation, molecular function: ATP-dependent DNA damage sensor activity; mismatched DNA binding; ATP binding. Lineage: Eukaryota; Metazoa; Chordata; Actinopteri; Syngnathiformes; Callionymidae. The coding region runs from base 2101 to 4605 and encodes 834 amino acids. The transcript is spliced from 15 exons. Gene Ontology annotation, biological process: mismatch repair. Gene Ontology annotation, cellular component: MutLalpha complex. The record is from RefSeq and is a predicted model, not a curated record.
CAAAACGAGUCCGAAAUCUUCAAUGAACACAAAGCGGGGUGUCCGUUCCGACUUUACAGGACAACUAAACACAAGUCGGCGCCGCAGGGCGGUAAAGACGGGGGCGAUGAACGGGCGCCAUGGAAACAGCAAAGGUUGACGAAAGCGCAAGCUAACGUGCAGUGCGAACAUGUUGAUGCUAACUCUGCUAGCAGACACGGCAUUGUUUAAACCACUACACAACAAUAUAGACUCCUGUACGAGCGCCUUUAUCAAUUAUAUGCGUUCUUUAAUUCAAAUAAACGGGUUUGGUCUACGCGCUGGCCUGUAGAGCCAGCGGGGAUAGGAGGGGCUCGACGCCGGCGAUUGUGUGCGCCUGCUAGCCUCCGACAUUACAGAGAGCCGGUGUAAGGCUACUACAACAAACCCCGGCUCGUCGAGUCCACCAAAACGACCCCGGCUAAUUCCAAAAACCUCAAUACGCAGUAUAGUUAACCUCGCUCUCACCUGGCCGAUGUUAUGGAAACAUUUAUACCGGUUGUAAAUCCAUUCCGUAUUUUCAGCGGGUGUCCGGCGGUGAACAAUGACGUAGCUAAUUGCCCAACGGGGACAUCCGGGUACCUGCUUUAAAAGGAAAGCUCCCAUUGGCUGGUUCUGUCGCUCCUUCGGUUGUGCGUCUGCGUGACUAGUGUCUUCCCUCCAAAUGCAGACUAUAAACACGAGUAAGGUAGCUCGCUGCGGAAAGUAGUUUGAAAAUAAUCACGCAGUAUGAGAAUGCCAACAUCACUCAGGAUUUUGAGAAAAAUAUGAAAACUGACACACACACGUUCCUGUCACAAUUUAAGGGACGAAACUAGUAUGCAUGCGCUCAUACACAUGCAUAUACACAUGUAUUUACAUGGACAGGAAAAGGUACUAACAUAUACAUAAGCAUGUAGCAAUGAACAACAAAACGAUCACAUCUCUAUAAGGAAAAAAAGAGUCAUUAAACAAGUACCAGCUAAGCAUUGUAGAAACAGGCAUGAAAUAAUCAACGUAAACAUUAUUGGAUGACAUGUUUAUGUUCUUUUUUCUUCUCACCAUGCACAAAACAAUAUAAAUAUGUAUGACAGUUACAUGGUGAUUACCUUAACCGCAAAUCCACGUUUCCAUGAAUGUACUCCACCCAUAUCUGAUUACUCAGCAGUCUCAUUAUGUGUUUGGAGUCAGUCUUCGCCUAAGGACAUGAAAAGAAUAUACGAAGUGACAUUAAAAAUACAAGCACUGCGAUGUACUGAAACAGCAAGACAUAGCUUUUGCUAAAAACGAUGAUGUCGUGUCUGACAUGCCAAAUAAAAUCGCACGUAUGACAUCUGGCACAAACCUUGAAUUAAAAAAUGUUGGAUAGUCUUUUUCCAAACUGCGCGUUUCUAUUCAAUGCAGUAGCUGUUGUGAGUGGACUGCUGAAAGAUACCCGCAUACAGACUUGAUAAAAAAAAAAACAAAAAAAAAAAAAACUUUAGAGAAUGUUGAAAAAGUAGAUUUUUAUUUUAUCAUGUUUAAAUCAAAAUAUCUAUGCUACUGCAAUAACUGUGGGAUAAGGUAAGCAACUGGGCUCCGUGAAAGCGUAUAUCUUAUUAUUCCUCUCAUUUUCUUGAUAUUUAAUGGAAUACCACCAUUUGAAUUCUCUAUUUGAUAAAUACUCCAACUCUUGUGUCCGAAACUGUUUGAACAUAUACCGACUAUGGAUGGCGACCAACCGGACCCAUUCACUUAAAUUCAGUUUAAAUACACGAAACACUGUUGCAUGUUUUCAAAAACGUAAUAUAUAAACAUACUGCGAAAUGAAAACCAGGAGAUUUCUCGAUUUUAAAGUCAGUUUAAAAACGCUAUAAUUCAUGUAUUAUAAACUUUAUCGUAUAUCAAACUGCCCAAUUUUUAACUCUAUAUAUUUAUUUGGGCGUCAUUUUUUUCUGCGUAUUUUUGCGCAGCUGUGACUCGCUCUAACGACCCACGCAGAUAGCGCGGCACACGCAUUUGCCGAAUGUUUACAACGUCCAGAGUCACUUUCAUUGAAGCCAUUACUAACAACAGUAUUUUGUACCUCUGCACCAACAUUUAUGCACUGAAAAUUGAGGAGGGAUGGCGGAUAUUUGCUCUGAACCUGCAGGAGCCAUCAAGGCCAUUGACAAACACUCAGUUCACCAAAUCUGUUCAGGGCAGGUCGUGCUGACUUUGGCCACUGCAGUCAAAGAACUGGUUGAGAACAGCAUUGAUGCAGGAGCUACCAACAUUGAUGUGAAGCUGAAAGAGCAUGGAGCCGAAUUGGUGGAAGUAUCAGACAAUGGCAAAGGAGUGGCAGAAGCCAACUUUGAGGGAUUAACAUUGAAACAUCACACAUCAAAGCUGAGGGAUUUUUCCGAUCUUAUCCAUGUGGAAACUUUUGGCUUCAGAGGUGAAGCCCUGAGCUCUUUAUGUGCCCUAAGUGACCUGAGUGUUCUGACCUGCCAUGAGGAUAGCCAAGUGGGCACGAAGCUAGUAUUUGACCAUAAAGGGCACCUAGUUCAGCGUCUCCCUCAACCACGGCAGCAAGGGACCACUGUGAGCCUGCAGAAUCUCUUCUACACGCUUCCUGUCCGACACAAGGAGUUUCAACGCAAUAUCAAAAAGGAGUUUACCAAAAUGGUUCAUGUCCUGCAGUCCUACUGCAUUAUCUCUACUGGAGUGCGUAUUACCUGUGCCAACCAAGCCGGACAGGGUAAACGCAGCACAGUUGUUAGUACAAGUGGGAGCCAAAAUAUGAGGGAUAACAUUGGAGCCAUAUUUGGCCCCAAACAGCUGCAGAGCCUUCAACCCUUUGAACAGGUUUCUCCUGCUGAAAAUAUUCUGGAAGAAUAUGGACUGAGGAAUGCAGACUUGCCAAAUGAGCUCUUUUGCAUCACAGGAUUCAUCUCUCAGACGGAACAUGGAGUUGGAAGAAGUGCCACUGACAGACAGUUUUUUUUCAUAAAUAAACGACCAUGUGAUCCUCUGAAGGUGAGCAAACUAGUAAAUGAAGUCUAUCACAUGUACAACAGACACCAAUAUCCAUUUGUGGCCUUAAACAUCACUGUUGCCUCAGAUUGUGUUGAUGUGAACGUCACUCCAGACAAGAGGCAGAUCUUCCUUCAGGAGGAGAAGCUCUUGCUGGCGACACUGAAGUCUUCUCUCAUCGGCAUGUUUGAAAGUGGGGUCAACAAAUUCACCCUCAACUCCACCCCAUCACUCAGCAUCAGUAAGACAACAGACUCUAAACCAGGUGUGAUGGUGCUGUCUGAUCCAAGUGUGCAAGACUCUGAAGCUGGCGUGGAGCCCGCAGCCCACAGCUCCAAGGUGUCACUGUGCUUGGCUGGCCUGAAGGCUGCUUUCUCAAGUUACCAAAGCUCUAAUUCUGACAAGAACAAGGUGACAAAAGCGGACAGCAGUGUCCCCAAACAAAAAACACUUCAGUCUUUCUUCAGGGGUGGAGGACAACCCUCUCUGGACCGAAAUCCAAUCAUGAAAUCUUCUUUUAAAGCCACGAGAGAAUUAACUUCAUGCUCAGCGAAACCAACAUCAGUGCUGGAUGCAUUCAAGUAUAACUCUGUUGAGACAGAUGAAGGAGAGGCCAAUUAUCAGAACCGCUUUGAACAAACUAAACCAACACCAUCAAAGUCUCCUCGGCGAAUCUUUGAAGAGGUUAAAACUGAAAUGGAAACAUCAGCAUUUCCAGAUGAAGCCGAGUCACAAAAUGAGUGCUGCAGCGACAGUCCUGAUGCCAAAAGAGCCCGAAAACACGCCCCGUACGCUUCAUCGGACAGUGCAACUGAAGACUCUUCCUCCUGUGCAGUGGACACCCCGGUGUAUUUACAGAAGAAGUUGGUGCUGUUGCAGUUCUCAUUGCAGGAGCUGGCUCAAAGAGUUCGGAAGCUACAUGAGUGUCAGAAAGGGAAGGCUCAUGGGGAUCUCCAGUACAGGCGCUUCAGGGCCAAAAUCAACCCUGGUGAAAACCACAGCGCUGAGGAGGAGCUGAAGAAGGAGAUCAGCAAAGAUAUGUUCAAAAGGAUGGACAUAAUAGGUCAGUUUAACCUGGGCUUCAUCAUCACCAAACUCAACUCGGACAUCUUCAUGAUCGACCAGCAUGCGACGGAUGAGAAGUACAACUUUGAGAUGCUGCAGCAGCACACAGUGCUUCAAGGACAGAAACUCAUCGCCCCUCAGAAACUUCACCUUACCGCAGUCAACGAGAGCAUCCUGAUGGAAAACAUUGAGAUCUUCAGGAAAAAUGGCUUUGAGUUCCAAGUGGACGAAGAUGCUCAGGUGAUGGAGCGUGUGAAGUUGGUGUCGCUGCCUACCAGUAAAAACUGGACCUUUGGCCCCUCUGACAUCGAAGAGCUGAUCUUCAUGUUGAGUGACUGUCCUGGCGUCAUGUGCCGACCAUCACGGGUCAGACAGAUGUUUGCUUCCAGAGCUUGUCGCAAAUCAGUGAUGAUCGGCACUGCCCUCAACGUCAGUGAGAUGAAGAAACUAGUGACUCACAUGGGUGAGAUUGAACAACCCUGGAACUGUCCACAUGGAAGACCCACCAUGAGACACCUGGCUAACCUGGACAUCAUAAGUCAGGACUAAAGACUGCACCAGAGCACAGUUCUGGAAUGAAUAGUAAUUUGUUUGAACUAAUGUUGUCAAAACGAUUAAGAGACUUGCUCCAUUUAAAGAUCAGAACCUCUUGUUUCUCGCCGUCCUAGACAUUUCAUGUUCAAUUUCUAUUUUUAUUGAUUAUAUAUGUUCAUUAAAAUCAUCAUCUCAGUUAAGGAUGCCGUGUUUUAAAUGUAUUUUAUUUGUAUAAAAGUACAAAUUUGGUAAUUUUUUCAGGCAUAUAUAAAAACACCACAAAAUGUAAUCAAAUGAUAAAAUACUGGGAAUGAUAAUGACACCAAUUUCUUAUCAAUAUUUUUAUGUCUAAUCCAAGCUGUAAUUGAGCUGCGUGCAGAGAUGUUACUGUUUUUGCUAUUUUAAUACAGCAGUUAAAAAAAUGAAUACAAUCUUCAACUAUGAAACAAAGACAGAAAAAUAUGUACAAUUUUCAGAGAGGAGGGGUGAAGACCAUCAGGUCACUGGGACAGACCGACUCUCGUAUCCUGUCCCUCAAGUUUGGGGUAAAGAGAAGCAGGCAAUUCUCUGCUGACUGACCCUAAAAGAAUGAGAAUAAGUAUAGAUCAAAACUCAGCAUGAAAACUGCUACUUUCUCUCAUAGAAAAGAUGGUUCAAAGUUUUACCUGUGGCAGAGGUGACUGCAGAGGCAACACAGAGGGCAGCACUGAUUCUUCUGCUACUGUUAAAAAGGGGCAACGGUAAGUAACAGUAAAUACAUUACAGGAUCU